Messenger RNA from Xenopus laevis (African clawed frog), 1579 nucleotides. RefSeq lists its product as uncharacterized. NCBI's taxonomy places the organism in Eukaryota, Metazoa, Chordata, Amphibia, Anura, Pipidae. Bases 687 to 1571 code for a protein of 294 amino acids. The transcript has 8 exons. The record is from RefSeq and is a predicted model, not a curated record.
GACAGUUGGUUUUGUCCGUUGGUUGGCUCUGGGUUAAGUGUAUAUUCUCUCCAAGACAUUUUUUUGCCAAAUAUCCCUUAAAUUAGUGAAAAAUUAGAUAGUUGGUGCCCCCCAGUCUGUAACUAGGGGUGGAAAGCAGUGGCACGUGCCAUGGGUACAGUAGGGGGUGAUAGUAAAUGAGUGGGAGGAACAGCAGGUUCCACAGAAGAGAGGUGUCUUUACCCAUAGGGAUUUGACAGUUGGUUUAGUCCGUUGGUUGGCUCUGGGUUAAGUGUAUAUUCCCUCUGGGGUUAUUUGACAAAUAACUUUUACUACAAUAAAAAAUAAAGGGACCAGGACCUGACAAAGCUCAAGUUUAGGGGACAAUAGAUCUCUGCCUUCCUCUGUAUUAUAUAGGAAAUAUUAAGCGCUAAAUUCAUUAACUUGCCUUUUUAUUCUCUUUUCUAUACAGAUUGCUACAGAGCUUUUCCUGCUUUUUUUGGACUGUGAUUUUGCUGCUACACCUGCCUGAUAACACCUGGGUUUAUUUUUGGCUUCUCCAUUGUUCAGUCACAUCCAUCUUCAUCUGAACAGUGUAAGAGAGAGCCAGGGGUUCCUUAGGGAGACCCCCUUGGGGUGCCCCGGCCUUGUGCCGCCCCCAAUUUAUUUUUUUAACAUCGGAGAAUCUUCUUGAAGAGGUGUCGACGAUGGAGGAGAUAACGAUCAAGACAUCUCUCCUGACGCUGUACGUCGUCCUGGAGGACUUCAGGGAGGAAGACACCGACUUUAAGGCCCUUGCCUCUUAUUACGAACAUCACUACCGGGUCCACUACGGCAAGAACGUCGUCCUAGAGGACUUUAUUCUUCGAUAUUUCAGCGACCCGAGGACGACGCACAGAGACAACAUUUAUGAGUACUGGGUGUUGAUCCAUUAUCUGGAAGUGCUCGAGAGGGAGUGUGUCGCCCUCUACAGUGAGGAGUUGCUGCCUCCUGAAGCAUCAUCGGAACGCUGGAGAUGGGGGCAGCAUUUCGAGUAUCUGCGGCUGCAGAAUACUAUCCAAUGGCACCUUCACCAGCUUGCCAUGACGCUCUGGGAGAGGGAGCAGAAGCUGCAAGAGGCUGCUGGGUAUGUAUUUUGCACUAAACACUUUCAAUUACACUUACUGCCACUUUAUAAUAAUGACAAUAACGAUAUUUAUUUCCCUUCAAACCUAGUGAGGAACAAAAGCCAAGUCCUGCAGCUGAGGGAGAGGAGGAAGAAGUUCCUGCGGUGGAGGAAGAGAAGGAAGAGGGAGCUCCUGGACAACAUCAAGCUCCUGCGGAGGAGGAGGAGGAGAGAGAAGAGAGAGCCUCUGGGGAACAACCAGCUCCUGCACCAGAGAAGGAGAAAGAAGAGGGAGCUCCAGAAGAACAACAAGCUCCUGCAGCAGAGAGAGAAGAGGGAGCGCCUGGAGAAAAGCAAGCUCCUGAUGCUGAGGAGGACGAGAGAGAGGAGGGAGCCCCUGGAGAACAACCAGCUCCUGCAGCGGAGGAGGAGGAGGAGAGAGACGAGGGUGCCCCUGGGAAACAACCAGCUCCUGCAGCAGAGGUGAAGGAAGAG